Messenger RNA from Capsella rubella, 3099 nucleotides. RefSeq names its product formin-binding protein 4. Lineage: Eukaryota; Viridiplantae; Streptophyta; Magnoliopsida; Brassicales; Brassicaceae. The coding region runs from base 580 to 2892 and encodes 770 amino acids. The record is from RefSeq and is a predicted model, not a curated record. Gene Ontology annotation, molecular function: protein binding. The transcript has 8 exons.
UUGGGUGGCUCAGAUAUGCGUGAUGGAGUUGAGCGGGAAAAAAGAGAGCCCAAUGAGUUACCCAAUUCACCUUCUUCUUCAGGUGGGUUCCAUCAGCUAUCUUCAAAAUCCGCUAUGUGUAGCCAAAGCUCAUAAAGUGCUCGACAUGUUAAUGGCGUGCAAAAUUGGGAUAAUUCUUAUUUGUGUUCCGAACACAUGUUAUGUUGUUUGUCUUCUAGUGGUUGUGGUCUUGAGGACAUCGUAUGCCAUCGGUUCAGGCCAAGACACAUUGAUUUUUUGAAUGAGUUGCUCUAUUUUGCAGCUUCAAGCGUUCUGGGGACUUUCUUCUGGAAUUAGCUUCUAGCGGUUCGUAUGUCUCUGGCUGUUUUGGCUUGCUACGCUUAACUGACGGCUUUGUCAUUUAUUGUGGCAGGUCAGAAAACAGAAAACCCUUUGCUUUUACUUGGGCAGUAUAGUGAUGAUGAGGUGGAAGAAGAUGCUACUGCAGAUAGUUCUUUAGCCAAUAAAAAUGAGCAGGUUGAUGGAUUACUUGAGGAAGGACCCAAAGAUACAAAUAUCAAUUCAGGUGCAGACACCACUAUGCAGAUGGCUGACCUGCAGACAGGGGAGGAUCCUUCUUCACUUGAUUUUCAAGCUGAAGGAGAUAGUGGUUUUGUCACAGUGAAUAACUCAACAAUCUUGGAUGGACUAAACAAGCAGACAGUUGCUUCAGUUCAAACAUCUGGCAGCAUGUCUUUGGAGCUCCAUGCUCCCACAGGUGUUACUUCGCAGUGGAAGACGAUUUUGCAUGAGGAGAGCAAUCAGUAUUAUUACUGGAAUACAGAAACUGGGGAAACUUCGUGGGAAAUUCCUGCAGUUUUGACUCAAACUGCCAGUGCGUAUGGGACAUGCUACAAUGAGUCUGGACCCAUGGUUACAGAUGGGUCCACCUUGAUAUCUGGUGUUGAACCAAGCUAUUUGCUACCCGCACAAAAUAGUUUCACAGGAACUGACUGUUCGACGUUUUCAACUGUUGCUCUGGAUGAGAGAAACAAAAGUGAAGAUCUAUAUGUCAAAAGUUUAGGAACUGAUGGUCAACUUGAAUGUCGGAUAGAACCUAUUGUUAACAUCCAACCAUGUCAGGAGGACCUUGCAAGGACAGAAAAUGCAGAUCAUGUGCAUACUAAUUUUGAUAAAGAAGCGGUUACUGACCUCUCAUCUCGCUUGUUGAGUCAGAGCGAAGGCUUACUGGAGAAGCUGAGGUCUCUGAAGAGGUCCCAUGGAAACUUUCACAGCAAUGAGCAGAUAUCAAAGUACAUUCUAGAGGUUGAAGUCAGACAUUCUGAUGUUAAGGCGCUCAUAUUGGAAACCUCACCUUUACUUGCUUUUUGGCUUCACACUGAGAAACAACUUAAGCGUCUCGAAGACAGUAUUAAUGAUGAGAUUUACCAGCUCGCAAAAUCUGCAGUAAUGGAUGAAAUUGCAGAGACUAACAAAAGCCCUCCAAAAGAAAAGUUGGUAGCAGAUGCUAAUACAGAAAGUGAAUCUGAGGACAGUGGUAGAGAAGGAGUGUUAGCUCAAUCUGGAAAAUCUCUUCAUUUAGAUGAAUCAGCGGAUGUGAGCGGCAAUGGAUCUCCUAAACACUCCCGAAGUCAUCCAGCUGGGCAGUCUGAUAUUAUUCCUUCAACUGAGAAGGCUGGCUCUCCAGAUGUUGAAGAUAUUGACAUGGAUGUUGAUAUGGAGGUUGAAGAAUCAGUUCCAGUGUCUUCUGUUCAAGUGAUAGAUGCUUCUGAUGGUAAAAUGUUCAGAACAGAGCCAUCUAACCUUCAAACAGAUGUUCCACCUCCUCCAGGUGAGGAAUGGAUUCCGCCACCGCCGUCUGAGAGUGAAGAUGUUCCUCCACCGCCACCAGACAGUUAUGGUGAACCAAUUCCUCCACCACCUGAAAAUGGCGAUGUACCAUCCUUUCCCAGUGACUCUCUGGGAGUACCCUACACCGUACCUCAAUGUUAUAUGCAGCAAUCUACUGAUUAUGCUACACAAUACAACUUAUCCUAUCCAGGGCCCAAUUAUCAAUAUACUGCGAAUGCUGUUGCUCCAGAUUCUAACACUCAGUUCUAUGGCCAUGUUGACGGAUCGCAGGUUUCUUUUCCCCAGUCGACAUUUUACUAUGAAACUGUUCCUGGGACAAGUGAAGUUACUCCUGCAGCAGCCAAUGUCGGUGAAGCUUAUUACAAUUUGAAUGGUGUAGCUCCGCUGUUUCCUGUCAUUAGCUCCGUGCAGUCAUCAUUGCAUCACAAUGGAGUUGGUUCUGCUAAUUACAACAUCCCAAGCAAUUCUUCUACAGUUGUAGUGCCUAGUUUGAGAACAAGUGACUCUGCUGGGAUUGCAUCUUCGGGAACUGCUUCUCAAUCCACAGACGUUACAGGUGGAUCGUCUCUAUUAACAAGAGGUCAAACUAAAGUGAAACGGACUAAAAAGCGGACAGUAGCUGCUACAUCCACAUUGAGGUCAAAUAAAAAGGUUUCGAGUUUGGUUGACAAGUGGAAAGCUGCGAAAGAGGAGCUAAAUGAUAGUGAAGAAGAAGAAGAUGAUUACGGAAUCCUAGAUAGAAAAAGACAACGAGAAAUCGAAGAAUGGAAAUCCCGACAAAUUGCUAGUGGAGAGGCUAAAGACAACGCAAAUUUCCAACCACUCAUUGGUGACUGGCGUGAGAAAGUGAAACGGAAGAAAGAACGAGCCGAGAAGAAGUCUCAGAAGAAAGACGAAGAGAAGCAGCAAAAACCUGAUCUAAGCAAAAUCUCAGCAAAUCUCCCCUCUGGAUGGCAGGCGUACUGGGACGAAUCUACCAAAAAAGUGUACUAUGGGAAUACAAGCACAUCUCAAACCAGUUGGACACGACCCACUACCUGAAUCUCAAUUGCUUUCUCGACCCAAUUUUCACUAUUUGAUUCUGAGAUGCCUUUGUUUUAGAUUUUCCACUCUUUAUCUUUUAUGUAAAUUUUAUAACAGAGCUAGUGUUGUAUGUGCGAUAUGGUCGAUGCACCCUUCUUUCUAUUUGAAAAGAUCAUUUGUACUAUUUCCCAAUGCUAACGUAAUUAUAAUUUGUUCUCUUUUCAA